UCCCGUGCGGGUCGCAGCGAGGAGAAGAUGGCGGCGCUGGGGGAGCCGGUGCGGCUGGAGCGAGACAUCUGCAGAGCAAUUGAGUUGCUGGAAAAACUACAGAGAAGUGGAGAAGUGCCACCACAAAAGCUACAGGCUUUGCAAAGGGUCCUUCAAAGUGAAUUCUGUAAUGCUGUAAGGGAGGUGUAUGAACAUGUAUAUGAAACUGUGGAUAUCAGCAGUAGCCCAGAAGUCAGAGCUAAUGCAACAGCAAAGGCAACUGUAGCUGCAUUUGCUGCUAGUGAAGGUCAUUCCCAUCCCAGAGUGGUUGAACUACCCAAAACCGAAGAAGGUCUUGGAUUCAACAUUAUGGGAGGCAAAGAGCAAAAUUCUCCAAUCUAUAUCUCUCGAAUUAUCCCUGGAGGUAUAGCUGAUAGACAUGGAGGCCUGAAACGUGGAGACCAGCUGCUUUCCGUAAACGGAGUGAGUGUUGAAGGUGAACACCAUGAAAAAGCAGUUGAGCUGCUGAAGGCAGCUCAAGGAAAGGUUAAAUUAGUUGUGCGAUACACACCAAAGGUCCUGGAAGAAAUGGAGUCAAGAUUCGAAAAAAUGAGAUCGGCGAAACGCAGGCAGCAAAAUUAACAUUGGGUGUGAUAACCUAAAAUAUAUUCCACUUCCAUUUUAUAGUUUUCUUUGUGACUCAGUUGAUCCAAUGCGUGGGUGGUGGAAGACACUGUUCUUUUUAUUGAGUCGUGGAAUGAUUGAGAUUGGAGGGACUCCUGGAGGUCAUCUAGUCCAGCCCCCUGCUCAGAGGAAGGUUAGCUAGAGCAGGUUGCUCAGGACUGUGGCAGGCUGGGUGUUCGAGCAUCUCCAAGGAUGGCUGCUACAUAAGAUCUCUGGGCAACCUGUUCCAGUGUUUUGAUCUCCCUCACACUAUUGAAGGUUCAUUCUUCUAUUUAAAAGGAUUUUCCUGUAUUUCCUUUGUGCCCAUUGUCUCUUGUCCAGUCACUGGAUGCUACUGAGAAGAGUAUGGCUCGUUUUGUUUUGUUUUGUUUUUAACUCCUUCCUAUCAGGCAGUUACACACAUUAGUAAGAUCACCCCUGAGCCUUCUCUUCUCGAGGCUUGACAAUCCCAGUAUUCUCAGCCUCUCCUGGUCUGUCAGAUGCUCAAAUCACUUGAUGGCCUUUGUUGCCCUUCACUGAACCCAUUUUUUUAUGCUCAUGUAUCCAGCACUUGAGUUGUGUCCCACCAGCGCUGAGCAGAAGGGAAGAUCCACCUCCCUCAACUUUCUGGCAGUGCUCUCCUAAUGUAGACCGAGAGACUGCUUUGCUGCAAGAGCACAUCAGUGGCUUGGGGUCAGCUUGGUAGUGUUCUCUGCAAGUCUGCUUUGCAGCUGGCCAGCCCCCCAGCCUCUACUGGUGCAUGGGGUUCUUCCUCCUCAGGUGUAGGACUUUACACUUCCCGUCACUGAACUUUGAGGUUCUUGUUUGUCCACCUGCUGAGGUUCCUCCGAAUGGCUCGCUGAGAGCAGGCUCUGUCCCAUCACCCACGUUACUAAUGAAAAUGUUCAACAGUCUGGACCUGAGUACAGACCCCUGGAGUCCAUCAGUGACUGGCAUCCAGCAGGACUUUGUGCCACAGAUCACAAUCACCCUUGGCAGUUCAGCCAUUUUAAAAAUAUUUGCAGUCUCCAUGCAUGUCACAGCUUAAGAGGAAUGUGUACUUCUAAAAAAUGGCUUGAAAUACCUUGAAAAAAACAUAUAUGUUGAUAUUCCUAUUAAUUUUUUUUAGUAAGUCUCUUUCAUGUCAGGCCUUUAAGCAUGAGAGUGAUUUUACAGAUUUUUCAAAAGCAUUUAAUACGACAUAUUUCUAUAUUUGACAUCCCUUUCUUCCCCAGCUUCUUCUGCCAUUACGUAGCAUAGAAUCUGCAGGUUUUUUUGCUGAAUGAUUUUGAAAAAAAAGAAAAAGAAAAAAUUAUUCUUACGUAGCAGUAUUUUGGCACUUUUCUUAAGAAUAUGUUGUAUAUCAACUACAAAACCUAAUCAUGACCUACUGUGUAGCUGAUAAUGAUACCAGAUUUUGUAAUGUUUUGGUGAGUACAUUAUUUUUACACUUCUGCUAAAUUGUAAUUCGUUACUAUGGAAAUUGUAUUACCUCACCUGUAAAUAAUUUACAGUUGGUGUUCUCAUAUAAUGAUUUUGUAAUAGUUGACUUUUACAAAUUUGCAACAAUCAUUCCUGUAACUUAUAUUAUUUUGUACUAAUUUUAAAGCAGUAAGGGGAAAAAUCUAAUUGUGUAUGCAGUUCUGGAUAGACUCUCUAGAUGUAUUUUUAUAUUCAGAAAUGGAAAAUAUGUUAAUGCAAAAGAAUUCCAGAUGUUUCCCUGACUUUCUGCUGUUUAAAAGAAAUACUCAUCUUAAUUGUCAUACCUCUCUUGUGUUUUUUAGUAUGUGCUAUUGUAGUCUUAUCUCAGGCUGACUGUUCUGGUCUUGGGAUAGUUAGUACCUAAAUUAUUGAUUAUUACAUUUAUAAGAGUAAAAUGUUCUGAGUCUUACAUGCCAGGUUACCGUGACAUGUGAACUUGUCUGGGGUUUUAUUCCUGACUACUUCUGACUUGGAGGGUUCUUGUUUGUGCUAAGGAAAUACUACAUCACCAUUGCUAUAAAACUUUAUGUGGAAUGGUGCUGUGGUGGGAAUAAGGAAAUCUCCAGGUGUAAGAGAUUUAUGUCUUAUCUCAAGUGUAGUUGAUAGUGGCAUGGUUUUUCUGUGCUGUUUUGAAGCAACAUUUUGGACAGAGGUUCACUUAUUGGAAUCUCCCAGGUUUGAGGCUGUAUUUGUGUAGUUUAGGUUUUGGGUUAUUGUUUUGGUUUUUUUAAGCAUCAUCUUUUGGUAUAUGUAUAGAAUUAAUUUGAUUGUCUUACUGGGUGUCUUCACUUGUAUGGCAGCUAUGAGUGCAUCCUAAUUGACUGUUAGUAAUUUGAUUCUUAGAGGCUUAAACUGAAAAGUGCAGUUCUUACUUUCUGGCUAAUCCCUAGUCUUUUCACAUGGAGCAGUAUGAUCCAUUGAGAAAUAAUUCAGUAUGAGAAAGAGAGGAAAAGAUUAGCAACCUAAAAAUGACAGCAUGAAGUUUGUGCUUUGUCAGUUGACCUACUGGAAAAGAAAAAAAAAAAGUGAUUGCUACAGGCAAGUGAGAAAUGGGAUUGCUUUCUGCAUGUUUGUAAGCAUGGUAAGCCUGUAAAGAGAAAUUUGGACUUUAAAGAUACUGAUAGCUUGAAAAUGCAGUAUAAAUAUUUAUCGGAUAGAUGACAUUGAGCACUGAAUUGCAUGGUUGAUUGUCAUAGGCCUCUUUCAGAAGGUCUCAUGGUACCAGUACAACCAUGUUGUUGAAUUGUAUAUUUUUAUGGAACAACUAAUGUUUAAAGUAUUGAGACCAAAAUCACUAGUUAGACCAAUUGUGGAUGUGUUUUUAAUUUAACUGUAAAAUAAUAGAGAUUUGUUUUAGAGCUAUAUAUAAAUAUAUAUAUUAAAGAAUGGUAUGGAUACAAGAUAGAAAUGUGUGUUUUAAAACCUGUAUCCCUUGUCUUGCUGAACAAAGAGGUGUGUUUUGUUACUCUAAGGAAAUACUCUCAUGCAGCUAGAGCUGCUAAAUGCAGUAGUGUUUUCAUUCUGAAUUGUAGCAUUUGGAUACAGUUUGUCAACUACAACAAUAUUGGGAGGUAUAUCUGGGCAUAUGAAUUUUAAGUGUAGAAUUUAAUUAAAAGUUUUUAAAUUGCAACAACAAAAAAUCCAAUAAACAGCUCAUUAACACUAAUCUUUAAUACUAUGAAAACCCUAUAAUGUCAAGGAAAGGAUGGAUUAAAAUAUGCCAAGAAACUUGAUCUCUGUUACUACUGAACAGUGCCUGUACUGUGUUAAUAUGCAGUCCCUACACACUUGGCAUACUUGGGUAUGCAGACAGAUUAAGAGGAGGUAUCAUUUCUGCAGAUAAGUUCUGCAUCAGUUGCUGCUGUGAGGGAUCUUUGGGUUUUAUCAACGGAAAAAUAAAAGUUAAAUUUCA
Messenger RNA from Apus apus (common swift), 4036 nucleotides. It is a transcript of the gene LIN7C, whose product is annotated as lin-7 homolog C, crumbs cell polarity complex component. The record is from RefSeq and is a predicted model, not a curated record. Gene Ontology annotation, molecular function: L27 domain binding. The coding region runs from base 28 to 621 and encodes 197 amino acids. Gene Ontology annotation, cellular component: MPP7-DLG1-LIN7 complex; basolateral plasma membrane; synapse. Gene Ontology annotation, biological process: neurotransmitter secretion; protein localization to basolateral plasma membrane; maintenance of epithelial cell apical/basal polarity. The transcript is spliced from 5 exons. Lineage: Eukaryota; Metazoa; Chordata; Aves; Apodiformes; Apodidae.